UGAGCUUGGCACGUCCCCGACAAUAACGCACUCCAUCUCUGAUUCGUCGCCCCGGACCUGAGGGUACCAGUAACUACCCAGGGUGCUAUUCGGACAUGCUAUCUCACCAGGAAACUGCAGACUUUAGACGGGUAUGAUUUGGAUUUGGAAAUGCGAUAUUGUGGCCACCUAAAUCUUUUACAAUCUAUACAAUCUUCAUAGAGGCAGUGCCGAGAUUCAAGGACACUUCGUACACAGGGUUAAGAAAGAAACGUUGCUGAACUUCCCUCUGCAAUAAUACGAAAUGCUCUGAGACCACGUUGAAUUCUGAGAAGCACCUGACAAUUGCCUAGUGCACUUUAUCUAAUUGCACGAGGGUUUGACAACUACUGAAUGACGCUGUCAAAGAACAAUGUUUGAAACUUGUGAAUUGAGGUUUGACGUUGGUUCUGUCGUCUCCGAUUUGGUAGCCUAAACAUCAAUGGAUACAUCACUUUGGAAUACAAGCCCCUAUUGUCGCGUGUUUUAGGAUACACAAUGCUAGUACUACUAUUGAGAUUACUGUGCUUUUCACUUUGUAGAGAGGUUGUUUUCACUCACAUACACCGGGAGAAGACAAAGACAAAUGUUACUCCGAGACAUGAGUAUGCCGUCACUAACGGGAACGUAAACAAAACCAAUAGUAGGCAGAGUUGGCACUCUGUGUAUGGCAGAGUUGUCAACGAAAUGGACAGUAAAAGGGUGCAUACCUCAAGUGCAUCGUCUUGGGAUGUGGUUAGGACAUGGGUGGAUAACAUGAAUGGGACUGUUAAUAUGAAAAGAGUUAUGAAGGAAAGAGAAAUAGUGCGCAAAGGCCAUUCUUCAAAUGGAACCGAUUAUGUUACGUUACUCGAGGAUGGAAAGUCAGAGAGCCUCGAGGUGGAAAAGUUGGACACCGAGCAGCAUGCAACCAUGGAAACGCGGGAUUUUGUAUAUGGUCAUUUAAACCCCUCCAUGAGACGCACGCGAGGAGGACACCACCGUAACGAGCACAAACGGAUCUGCAGACACAAAAGAGGGACCGUAAGCCGUCGGAGAAGAAAUGUGAAGGAUGGCAGUAAGAAAGAUAACAAAAUAAGUGAGCCAACCAUGCUGUCAGAUGCGUCUUUGGAUGCACUGUUGGCCAUGUGGAAACCGCUGCCUAAACCUAUGGCCCAGAACCAGUCAACAGACUUGCCAUUUGAUGCCAGUGAUUAUGAACAGUUCACUUUGCCAGACCUCCAGGACUAUACCACACUGAUUCCUCUCAAUCCUCAAACAAAGAGAAAAUAUGUCAAUACAAACUUUUACCCCAUAACAGCAGAAUCAUAUGCCUACAUGAUAAUUUCAGUCAUCAUUUUUACUGUUGGAAUAAUUGGGAACAUGGCAAUCAUGUGCAUUGUGUGCCACAACUACUACAUGAGAAGUAUUUCAAAUUCUCUUCUUGCCAAUCUCGCCCUUUGGGAUUUUGUUGUCAUCUUUUUCUGCCUGCCGCUGGUGAUAUUCCAUGAACUAACCAAGAACUGGUUGUUGGGGGAGUUCUCCUGUAAAAUCAUCCCCUAUAUUGAGGUCGCCUCCCUGGGGGUUACCACCUUUACCCUGUGCGCUUUGUGCAUCGACCGCUUCCGCGCUGCCAACAACGUCCAGAUGUACUAUGAGAUGAUUGAGAACUGUGCCUCCACGGCCGCCAAGCUGGCCGUUAUCUGGAUCGGGGCUCUCCUAUUGGCCCUGCCAGAGCUCCUGAUCCGCCAGCUGGUCACUGAAGAUGGCGAGCCUCCGGAUGUGACGCCCUGCCAGCGCUGCGUGGUUCGUAUCUCCACUGAGCUCCCUGACACGCUCUACAUGCUGGGCCUGACCUAUGAUGGUGCUCGCCUCUGGUGGUACUUUGGCUGCUACUUCUGCCUACCCACGCUGUUCACCAUUGGCAGCUCCCUGGUGACCGCCUGUAAGAUCCGGAAGGCCGAGCGGGCCUGUGUGCGCGGCAACAAGAAACAGAUCCAUCAGGAGAGCCAGAUGAACUGCACAGUUGUGGCUUUGGCCAUCCUCUAUGGCUUCUGCAUCAUCCCAGAGAACAUCUGCAACAUCGUCACUGUCUACAUGGCGGCGGGUAUUCCCAGACGGACCCUGGACAUUCUCCAUCUGGUCAGCCAGCUGCUGUUGUUCUGUAAAUCGGCAGUGACACCUGUCCUGCUGUUCUGCCUGUGCCAGCCCUUCAGCCGGGCAUUCCUGGACUGCUGCUGCUGCUGCUGCUGUGACGAGUGUGGCCCGCCCAGAUCUUCCACCUCCGCCACUACCAGUGAGGAGAACGAGCACGAGUGCACCACUACCGACCUGGAGCUGUCGCCCUUCAGCACCGUCCACAGGGAGGCAUCCUCCUCAUACACCACUGCGGCGACCCACUGCUAAGAAGGGUCAAAAGGUCAUUGACCUCCAUCAGAUGUUACAACUGCCCUGGGAAGAGGUCAAGAGAUCGGACUGUAAACCUAUUGGGCUGGUUUCCCGGCACCCGGAUUAAAUUUACUCCAUGAUGCUAGCUAGUCUGGGGAUAUGCUUAAUCUGAGUCUGGGAGACCCUUACAGUUAGGAUUAGUAAAUGUUUGAAUCCCAACCAUUUAGGAGUUUAGAGGGCACGCCCUAUUCUAAAUGUUCACUUAAUUUCCUGAAUUGACUUUGAAUUUAAUUGACGUAAACUCUGGUGAACAUAUGUCUCGGUUUACUCAAAUUGUGUUUAUAUACAGUUGAAGUCGGAAGUUUACAUACACUUAGGUUGGUGUCAUUAAAUCUUGUUUUUCAACCACUCCACAAAUUUCUUGUUAACAAACUAUAGUUUUGGCAAGUCGGUGAGGACAUCU
Messenger RNA from Oncorhynchus gorbuscha (pink salmon), 2848 nucleotides. RefSeq names its product prosaposin receptor GPR37-like. The transcript is spliced from 2 exons. Gene Ontology annotation, cellular component: plasma membrane; signaling receptor complex. NCBI's taxonomy places the organism in Eukaryota, Metazoa, Chordata, Actinopteri, Salmoniformes, Salmonidae. Gene Ontology annotation, biological process: adenylate cyclase-inhibiting G protein-coupled receptor signaling pathway; positive regulation of MAPK cascade. Gene Ontology annotation, molecular function: G protein-coupled peptide receptor activity; prosaposin receptor activity. The record is from RefSeq and is a predicted model, not a curated record. Bases 517 to 2403 code for a protein of 628 amino acids.